This is a messenger RNA of Bemisia tabaci, 4165 nucleotides long. Its product is annotated as corin serine peptidase. Gene Ontology annotation, molecular function: serine-type endopeptidase activity; protein binding. Gene Ontology annotation, biological process: proteolysis. Gene Ontology annotation, cellular component: membrane. Lineage: Eukaryota; Metazoa; Arthropoda; Insecta; Hemiptera; Aleyrodidae. The record is from RefSeq and is a predicted model, not a curated record.
GGGGGGGGGGGAGGCGUGUGAUCCGGGGCCCAGCCAGAGCGCACGAUUCUAAUUGCGAACGGCGACAAAAAAGGCUACCGAGGGGCGCAAAGUCAAAUAAGUUGACCUGUUGCCCUUUCUUUUUUCCACGCCUCUGCCCGCCACUUGUCGCCACUCCUCGCUGCAGCCGUGCGAAAGGGGGAGAGGGGGAGGGCUGUGGAGUAGCGGUAAUCCCUGUUGAUGUCGGGGGCUCCGGGGGGCAUGCGCCCGGCGGUGCGGCGCGUCGCCCCCCCCUUCCCCGGUGCGCCCUUUCGGGCGCUACUACCGCGCUUACUCAUCUUAAUAAUACCCUUCGCGUUAUCGUAUUUUCCAGCCCGUAAGUAGUUUAGUCGGUUUCAUCUUCUUCAUGCGUCGUCACCGUCGCGCCGUGCUCACCUUGUGCUCUGACUCGACCCUCAGGAUCCCGCCCCUGAACAAGAGAUCUGCCCGGCAGUGGGACACGCGACCCAUGCGAUGUAAAACGGAGGGAUGAGCGAGCAAGAAAGCGGUGAACGGGGGAAUGGGUGCUACGAGCACGAUCCGAUCCCAGAUUGCAGCAACACGAGCAACAGUCAGUACAACUACUCGCAGCUCAACGACUGGGAGACCUCGCCUGGUGAAUAUGGUCGGAGCUAUCGGGCGGCUAGUUUGGCGGUGCCGCGGAGCUCAUACGGGGACGAGAACCACCCCCGGUGUCCACCCCCAUCCAGUCCGGGCCUCCUCGACCUCUUCUACUCCGAGGCCAACCAUUUCGAGCAGCCCUUCCGACGCCACUCCACAGCCGAUGUCUACCACUCACAGAGGACGCACACACACAAAAUCACUGCGAGCAGCCCCGGAAUGGAGAGACUGCCCCAGCGGACGCCGCCAGAGGUGCCGGAGCGGAAGAAGCCGGGGUCGGUGCCCCCGCAGCUCCCCCGGCCGGCCCUGAUCGAGCACAAAAUCCCGCCGCCUCCGCGGAAGUCGGCGCCGCCGAUCCAGCCGCGCGCCCGGGGCCAGGUCCCCCGCCCGACCCCGCUCGGGGCCUCCCAGAAGGAGGCGCCCAAGCCCACGGCAGCGCCGCCGCCGGCCCAGGCCUUCUUCCCUCCAACGCCUACUGACGCCGGUCCCUCGGUCUUCAGCUCGAUGCAGUUCAAGAACUACGAGCUCCUCAACCGGAACCAGGUCUCCUUCAUCCCUUGUAACUCAGAGUGUCCGCAGUCGCCGCGCCGCUACUCUUACUCCCACGCCGGGGAACUCAAGGUACAGGCUCCCGGGCCGGGUCGGCCCCCGCAGCGGCCGGACACGCCACCACCGCCCGAAUACCAGCGCAAGUUCUCCGAGGGCAACCUCCCCGCGGAGGCGGCCGUCUUCGGCAACCGACGACGGAGCCUGAAGAUCCCGCCGCCGAUCGAGACCCGGGCGACGCUGCUCACCGAGUUCUCGGACGGCGAGGCGCCAGCAACGCUCUCUGACGAGCACAUAGACAAGAACACCAUCCGGCAAGACUCCAACGUCUCCAGCGACGGCUACAGUCAAACGUCCUCGCCGAGCUACAACAUCAAGUCCAUGGAGACCCCGCUCCUCCCGCGUUCCAAGUCCAAACAGGGGAGCAAAGUCGUCGUCCCCAAGGUCGGCAAGGACAAGAAGAAGGCCACCCUCGAGUGCCUCAACACGAGCGAGUGCAACAAGACCCGGAUCAAAGAGGGCAGCACUUCCCCGCUCACCAAGAGCAUGUCCACUCCCGCCAGCCUCCAGACGGCCGUCAAACUAAGCAACGGCUCAAAUAUGUCUCUUCACCAUAAGAUUAUUCGUGAUAUCCGUCGUCCGUCAUCCCAUUACAUAUCCCGAGGAAGACUACGCUUUCAGUGUGCUCAAAUUAUUCUCAACGCUAUCGCACUUCUGGCUAUCGCAGCCGGUCUAGCGGCCUAUUUUAAUACAUAUCCUGUCAAGAUCAAGUACGUGAACAAAACCAUAACUCAGAAUUUCACCAAAACGCAGUACGUUCUUCAGCCUGUCUACGAGGAAGAUCUGAACCCCGCACCAGGAAUCUGUUUACCACUUAUCGUUCGUUUUUGUCAAAUUCAUAAAGUACCCUACAACUACACGGUUUUUCCCAACUACAUUGGACACUUUAAUCAAAAGUUUGCAGAAACGGAACUCGAGAUGUACGACGCCAUUGUGGACGUGCGCUGUUAUGAGCUGGCGGCCUUUUUCCUCUGCACUCUCUUCGCGCCCAAGUGUGGAUCGGGAGGUAAUUUAGUUCGGCCGUGCAGAAACUUGUGCGACGAGACAAUCCGGAGGUGUGGCUUUUUCUUAGAGGUCUUCGGGCUCACAUUACCUGAUUACCUCGAUUGUAAAAUGUUUCCUGAGUCCACAAAUCCCGAGACCUGUAUUGGACAUCGUGAAACAGAGCUAGAAUUCAUACGAUCACAAAGGCCUGUUUGCCACAGCGGUUUUCAGUGUGAUAUGAAGCGAUGCAUCCCAGAGGACUACCGAUGUGAUGGUCACGUGGACUGUGAAGAUAAAAGUGACGAAUUGGACUGCAUCCAGUGUCAAAAAGGAAUGAUUCAUUGUGGCUCAAAUCGAUGUAUCUCUAUGAGUCAGAUGUGUGAUGGACGAGUAGAUUGCCCUUACGGUCAAGAUGAGAGGAAUUGCAUGCGGCUGAGCAAAGAGAUGGGUGACGAAGCUGAGGGAGAUCUAGAGAUAUAUCAACCAGAGCAUCACAGAUGGCGGAAAGCCUGCGUCUCCUUUUGGGAUGAAGGAUCCGCGGGGGAGGUCUGCUCCGUCCUCGGCUAUGGCGUUGCUAAAUCCGAGAGAUUACUGGCGAAAAAGUCCUAUAGCAAAGGACAGCAGCGGCAUCCAUAUCGGCGUUCCUGGAAGAAGAAGGUGGCUCUCAUGCGUGAGAUGAAGACUUGCAACACGAGUGACCGAGAAAACUAUCAAGUCAAUUUGGCGUGCAGUGACUACAUUUGUGGUCUCCGUAAACACCCCAUGGAGCGCCCUCUGCCGAGAAUUAUAGGAGGCGUAGAAUCUACUCCUGGAGACUGGCCCUUUCUCGCCGCUUUGCUAGGAGGCCCGGAACAGAUAUUUUACUGUGCUGGAGUCCUUAUCUCUGACCAGUGGGUCCUCACCGCCUCGCAUUGUGUCGGGAACUUCUCAUCGGGUGACCCAACUGGCUGGACAAUACAACUUGGCAUCACCCGCAGAGACGCUCAUUCAUACAUGGGUCAGAAGAUGAAGGUGCAUAGGGUCAUAUCACACCCCCAGUACAACGUGGGAGUUGCUCAUGAUAAUGAUGUUGCGCUCUUUCAGCUCAAGACAAAAGUUGAGUUUCACGAGCAUCUAGUUCCUGUUUGUCUUCCUCCUCCUAACUAUGAACUCGCGCCAGGGACAAUGUGCACCGUGAUUGGCUGGGGAAAAACCGACGAUUCUCACGCCUCAGGAUAUGAAGCAGCAGUAUACGAGGUCCAAGUGCCUGUAUUGAACAGAGAUCUUUGCAACAACUGGUUGGAACACAGGGACAUCAAUGUCACGAAGGGGAUGAUCUGCGCUGGCUAUCCUGAAGGAGGGAAAGACGCUUGCCAGGGGGAUUCCGGGGGCCCGCUGUUGUGCAAGAUGGAGGUGGAGCAGCAGGAGCGGUGGUUCGUGGGCGGGAUCGUGAGUUGGGGGAUCAAGUGCGCCCACCCGCACCUGCCGGGCGUCUACGCCUACGUCCCCCGCUACGUGGACUGGAUCCUGAAUCAGAUGCACCGCUACGACGAGCUCGAGAGGCGGCUCUGACGGGUCAAACAACUCCGCGAGAGCAUCCCGUCCCACGACCACGAACUCCAACAUUUCCUCGACGACUACCCUUACCCUCAGCCGGACUCCCGCGACCUUCUCGGACAGACCACCAGGAGCCCACUUCCACCCGCGCAGCCCACGAUACGCGUCGAGAAAUCUUCCGGGCUCAUCGCGGGCUCACAUAUAGCGCAGUCCACCGGGAGCCCAUCCUACAGUCCUCGCUAGCCAGCAAAUCCACAUUUGAGACAUUUUUCGGUAGAAGGUAAAAUGGCGUAUAAGGCUUGCAAUGUUGUUGAGAUUGUGCAAUUUUUUAGAACGUUUGCGGCCACGGAAAAUAAAGUGUCAGCGGUUAUCCCCUAAAAUUGUGGUACUACCCCAAUUU